AUGUCUUACAGUUCAAUCAAUCCACUUUCGCCUCCCAUCUCCGAAGGAAAUCAUUUGGAAUUUAUUUGCCUUUGGAAAAAUUGUUGCCGUAUCUUUGAGGACGCAGAAACUCUUUAUGCUCAUCUCUCAACAGAUCAUGUAGGUCGUAAAUCUACUGGAAAUCUCUGUCUCAACUGCCAUUGGGAGGAUUGUGAUGUUAGCACAUCUAAGAGAGACCAUAUUACCAGUCAUUUAAGAGUUCACGUGCCGUUAAAACCACACAAGUGCGAAACAUGCAAAAAAGCUUUCAAGAGACCCCAAGAUUUAAAGAAACAUCAUAAGAUACAUAGCGAACAACAUCAACAGCAGUUAAGCCAUUUGAAAAGUCAACGCUUGUCCAAAAAAUUUCGUCCGCCAUCUCCUCCUUACUAUAACAUACGACAAGCUUCGCAUGAAUUGCCACAUUCGACCUGUACCUUAAAAAACAACCGUGUGAAAACCUUUACUCCUAGAUUACCUUCGAUUUCACUCUUCUCGAAUACAAAUUCUUCAAUUAUGAAUGUUCAAGAUGUUUCAUCAAUUUCCACACAACAAAAUUAUCCUUCAACUUUUACGAGUAAUUUCUCAUGGUUAUAA
This is a messenger RNA of Funneliformis mosseae, 615 nucleotides long. NCBI's taxonomy places the organism in Eukaryota, Fungi, Glomeromycota, Glomeromycetes, Glomerales, Glomeraceae. The record is from the annotation of a GenBank genome assembly.